UGGCAGCAGCAACAACACUUGUGGGCAAAGUUAUAAAGAUUUUGGUAAAGCAUCAACAGCGUUGACGCUAUGGCAACAGUAAUACCACCGACCUCAAAUGUAGAGGCCGCCUAUGAAGACAUGUUUAAAGAAAUCACAAGAAAAUUAUAUGGAGAAGAGACCGGAAAUGGCUUGCAUACAUUAGGCACCCCUGUAGCACAGGUGGCGACCACAGGACCCACAGCGGCACCAGAAGGUGAACAGAGAUCAUUUACAAAUUUGCAAAUUGAUCGUUCUACUCAGCCAACUAUUGAGUAUGAACACAAUGCGGGCAACGUGGUUGGCACCCCAACUGCAGGUUCGACAACAUCAGCAGCUGCGGCAGCUGCCAUUGCGGCCGCAACAACCCAGCAAAAUGCCACAAAUGUGGUGAUUCAGCAACAACCCGAGGGCUCUGUCGUCGUUACCACAACGACAAGUGCAGGUGGCAAUUUCAAAUCGGAAGAUCAUCUGAGUACUGCAUUCGGUUUGGCAGCAUUAAUGCAACAGAAUGGAUUCGCAACAACCACCGGAACAAUUUUAAGCAGUCAAGCCAUAAAUAAGGUCAUAACCACGGCUGCUGGUAGUCAGCAAACACAACAGCAGCAAAUGUCAGCUGGCGAUCAACAGCAACAGAAUUGGAAUGAGGGCGGCCAGGAACAACAGCAGCAGCAACAACAGUCCCAAUCGGCGCCUACUACCCAAAUCGUUCAAUGGACAACAACUCCGAGCGGUAAACUUCAAAGUUAUUCCACCACAACUGCACAGCCUCAAACUCAGCAGCAACCACAACAGCCGCAACAACAGGUCUCAACUCCUAAGUCCAAAAAUAAAAAUCGAAAUGACCCAAGUUCUUCGCCAUCCAACAAUACGGCCGAAGUCAUAUACACUAGUCCCACAGCGUCAGGCAAUAACAUAAGUCAACAGCAAACCCCUCAAAGCAGUGCAAACACGUCUAGUUCAUCGACCACCUCCACAAGUUCUUCGGGGGGUAGUUCCGGAGGCAGCAGCAGCCGGAAAAAGUCCCAUCAUAAUCAAAACAACCAGAACAGUAACAACAAUGGGCAGCCACAGGUGCAAAAACGAUACGCAUGCACCCAUUGUCCCUAUUCGACGGACCGCCGAGAUUUGUAUACACGUCACGAAAACAUCCACAAGGAUGAGAAACCAUUUCAAUGCUACGCUUGCCUCAAGCAAUUCAAUCGUGCCGAUCAUGUCAAGAAACACUUCCUCCGAAUGCAUCGCGAAAUGCAGUACGACAUUAACAAGACUCGACGCCAUGUGCCGUCGAGCAGUUCGAGCGGUGGUCAUCACCACGGCGGCGGCCGAAGCAAUGUCACCAUCACAGCGGUAAAUACUAGUCCUAGUAAUUUACAUAAUGACGGCAAUGCCAUUGAACAAAAACCUAUAAUCUUCCAGACACAGGCGAAUGUCAAUUUGGAACAAGCCUUCUUGGAACAACAGCGUCAGCCCACGUCGUCAAGUCUCAGUAUAGCAGAAACAAUCGAGGCUGUGGCCACAGCUACCGAUGUACCACUACCCCAGCUAAAGCAGGAGAAAAACGACGAUGGAACAUUAGUGGGCGGCCAAACAGCCAGUGUGAAGCCAAAGAGGGAGAAACGUUUCACAUGCUGUUAUUGCCCUUGGUCUGGUGCUGACAAAUGGGGCUUAAAGAGGCAUUUGAAUACCCAUACAAAACCAUUUGUAUGCCUUUUGUGCGACUACAAGGCCGCCAGAUCGGAGCGUUUGGCAACACACGUACUGAAGGUGCACAACAAGAGGGCAUGCAACAAAUGCUCAUUCCUAGGAGACUCUUUGGAGGAAUACCAGCAACAUUUGAAUGAAGUGCAUCCGACAGCACCAUCGUCUCGUAGCACAAGCUCUUCAAACAAUACCAAUAACACAACUACUAACAAUAACUCCUCCAAUAAUCUGAAUGUUCUGCGUACCAUUGGUAACACCCUAGGAAACAAUAACCAACUAAACCAAUUUCAGAAUAACAAUUUUAGUGUUAACAACGUCUCGACAACAGCAAAUGGAAAUUCGGUCACAAUCUAUACCACCACCACAACCGAUAACCAGGGUGGUAACAUAACGGCAGGAGGUCCCUUGCAAGAGAUCAUUGUAAAUCCCACAUCAAUGGUGGGCUGGCGGCUGAGUGCUAACGGGUCUUUGAUACCCCCUCAUGAUCUGUUAACAGGAGGUCUGCCAAAUGCAGCAACGCAGAAACGGGGAUCAGAGCGUUUAUUUCAGUAUCUUGAAGCGGAUGGAAGUGAUCCGGAGGACUAUGCGCGUCUUUUGAAAAUGGACGCUAUUAGUCGCAACACUGCUUCUGUCGCUCAGGAUUUUCAUAAGGCGGGAGGCGUGCAAGAGUUGAAACUUCCAGCGAAUCAUCAACUCCUGUUUAAUAAUAAACUGCCCUCACAGUGGACGACUAAAGAAGCAGCUGCGUUGUUGCAAAGUCUAAGCAAUGCCAACAACUUAAGCUAUGUCUACCAGCAGAAACAGCGUUCCAAACAUGCACAUCAUCAGAAUGGAUUCAUGCGCCAACGGCAACAGUCCCAUGGCGACGACAGCGAGAAUACACCAUCGUCGGAUACGUCGACAAUCAGCUUAAGCGAUGACUUGUCACCAUUGAAGGUGGAACGACCGAAAGCGUACGGCCAACUUACACCAGGCGAGCAGAGAAAACUUAUCUCGUCGACAUUCUUACAGGACUCAUUUUCGAAUUCUUCGGAACAUCAUGGUCUAGACAGCAGCAGUAGCAGCAGCAACAACAACAGCCAUCAUUAUCAUGAUGAUCAAGAGAAUCAAGAGCAGCUUAUUAGAUCAAAUAAUAACAACACUAACAAUAACAACACCUUGAAUAACAACAAUAUCCAACAGCAGCAUCGUGUCGAUCUGCACAACAAGGAAAACAACAACAACGUAACAUUCCUUACACAGAUGGAAUUCCAAAAUCUCAAUAAAAUUGGUACACAAUUCCAAAAUUAUGUCAAAGACAUUAUAAGCAAAUACUAUGCAGCCGACACGCCAGUCAUGUUCCCCAAUAUGCCCAUACCAACGGCCACUGCUCAACAGAGUCAACAACGACAGGCCAGUCAAGUUUCGCCGAAACGUAAGCGUCUAUUAAGCGAAACUGAGGAAUACAUAGAGUACUUGAAGAACAAGGAAGACAUCACCUUAACCAUAACACCCAAGCUAGUUGACAACAGCAUUCAACAGCAACCACCACCACCACCUACACAGUACACAAAACCACCACUGUCGCCAUUAAAGAGAGAACGUGAUCUAGCUUCCGAUUCCUAUAGGAGGCAUUCGCCCAAAAAGUCCAUGAUAGUCACAUCCACUCCACAGGCUCCAAGUCAAAAGUCUUGCAAGAAAUCGAUAUCCCAACUAGCCACCUUGUUGCCAUUGUUGGCUGACGCUGCUUCACAGCAGCAAUACUUAACGGCUCCCUUGGACUUUAGUAAGAAGUCUUCAUCGCGCAAACAAGCACAGCCUAAGAAAAUGCGUCUCUCACCAGAUCUGGUUGUCGCUGCACUUCGAGAUAAGUAUCUAAAUCGUAUGGUCGAUCGCAUGAAUAAAAUGAGCUGUGCGGACUGCGUGAAAAUGAGGAGAACUUCAAUGUUGGUCUUCAACUACCACACAAAAGCCUCGUUAUGCCUACAUCGUCUCUGGAAACAUGCAGAAAAGCCAACUAAGUGCAACAAAUGUGGCGAGAAGUUUAGAAAAAAAUUUAGUUUAAUGUUGCACGUGAUGCGGUCACAUAAAAAGACCACAAUCAAGGAAAAUAAAUGUGCAGUUAUUUCUAAUAGAAAGGAUUUCGACCAUUAA
This is a messenger RNA of Musca vetustissima, 3855 nucleotides long. It is a transcript of the gene chn, whose product is annotated as protein charlatan. Gene Ontology annotation, molecular function: chromatin insulator sequence binding. The record is from RefSeq and is a predicted model, not a curated record. The coding region runs from base 70 to 3855 and encodes 1261 amino acids. Gene Ontology annotation, cellular component: chromosome. The transcript is spliced from 8 exons. Lineage: Eukaryota; Metazoa; Arthropoda; Insecta; Diptera; Muscidae. Gene Ontology annotation, biological process: regulation of transcription by RNA polymerase II.